Messenger RNA from Macrosteles quadrilineatus (aster leafhopper), 1512 nucleotides. Its product is annotated as leucine-rich melanocyte differentiation-associated protein-like. The record is from RefSeq and is a predicted model, not a curated record. The transcript is spliced from 4 exons. The coding region runs from base 145 to 789 and encodes 214 amino acids. Gene Ontology annotation, molecular function: protein binding. Lineage: Eukaryota; Metazoa; Arthropoda; Insecta; Hemiptera; Cicadellidae.
CUAGCCGUCAUAUAACUUACUUCACAUUGCCCGUGAAGUGAUUUCCAUUUCAUAAAUCUGACUUUUCAUAGUAGGCCUAUAAGUAUAGCUGUUGGACUAGGUCUCUGUUUUUGUUAUUAAAUACAUUGGCUUAUAAGAUCUCGAAUGACUUUCCAUAAGGGAAAUUGUGACAACGUCGUAGAAGCGUUGACAGAAGAAGACCAACGGUUGAAUCUAACGUUUGAAAACCUCGAUCAUAUUCCUCCAGUUCUUCUCAACAGUUUUACAUCCUCCAUUAAAAUAUUGGAUCUGAGCCACAAUUGCUUUAGUGACCUGUCGUUCCUGAGCCAGUUUCCCAACUUGAAAUGUCUAAUCUUGGACCACAACCGUGUGAACUCGUCAACCACAUUUCCAACAGUUCCCGACCUCAAGGUGCUCUGGUUGAACCAUAACCACAUCGAUCGUCUGUUCCCCUUCGUUCAGCGACUACAAGAUGCCUUUCCUCAUUUGGAACAACUUAGCCUCAUGGCAAAUGAAGCUGUGCCUAUCAACAUUGACGACUCCACAUUUUACCAACACCUGCAAUACAGACUGUUUGUCAUAUCCUGGUUCUCCUGUUUGAGUCACCUGGAUGAUGAGCCUGUCAGAGAAGAUGAGAGGCAAGAAGCUCAUCGUCUCUACAAGCGACCUCUUCUAGAGCGACUCAUCAGCCAUAAAUCACUCAACGCACUCAUCACACGAGUGAACUCUGCUUUCAGUCUAAUCCGAUCCAGAAAUUUAUCCUCCAAGCUAAAACCUGCUUUCGUUUGAUACACACGGAAAACAUUAGCUACUACAGAAACCCAGCUUCACUACCAUCCAAAGCCUCAGCUAGCUUUACUAGAGCCAAGAAGUGGAUUUUGUCGAACAUUUUCACCAUUGUGCCAAUUAAAGUACAUCUAACUACAAAAUAAAAACAUGUUUAAGACUCGCUCAUAAUUUAUAAUGAAAAUGGUUUAAAACAAUUUAAGACAAUAUAAACAGUUAUGUUUCUUGCUCUGCAGGCUUGCUUGUAGAGGUCUCUAUUGGCCUCUCUGGCACCAUCCCAAUUUGGCCGACGUAAAUACUUUCUUUAUUACCUACAGAGGCUACCAAACAUAACUGAUUGAAUUGUCUACUAAAGUAAAAGUUAAAUUAUUCAGAACCCGAAAAAAUGAUUUUGGUGUACAAUCUCCACUUCUCUGCCUUCGGCUCUAGUGAAAUUUUGCUGGUUAAGGCCUCGGCUGGUAGUUUUGUUACCAGCCAGAGCCAUUCGUCAACUUCCUUUGUCAGUACAGGAAUUGUCAGUACAGGAAGAGGAUAUGACAUUGGUAGUUGUGAAAUCUAGUAAAACAAAGCCAGGUUGGAAUGGUGCCAGAGAAGCCAACAGAGACCUCUACAGGUUGGCGUGCAGAGCAAGAAACAUCUCUUAACAUUGUUUAUAAUGAUAUCAAUAAGAAAUGUAAUACAUCAUUUAUGAAAUUGAAAGCAAAAUAAAGCAAUCAUAAAAUUUAA